UGCAAUUGCUGUAGUCUUCUGACACGCCGUCCUGGCCUACUCGGAUGCUCUAAUACAAAGCGCGGUCCAAAUGCGGGGAAUCUUCAAACCUAAGCUUCACAUUCUCUCGCUUCUCGAAAGCCGACCCCAUCUCGUCACAGCCCUGCGACCUCACUCCCCUCCCUGCCACACCCGUCCCAACACUCGAUAAACGCCCAAGUACCUUGCCUCGUCCAUUGACGAUAUCCAUAUUCCGCCACGCCUCCCAUACCCGCUGCCGCAGCUCGGAACGCCUUGGCCGAGUUCCGACCCGCAGUUCUCGUCGAUCCCUUGCCCGCCGUCGCCGUAAAAGCUACAGCGCUCCCACAAGGUCUGCCAGAGGUCGGGAUUCUUUUUGCGCACCAUGACGGGGACCAAUGGCGUAUACGCGCCUAACAUGCGCGCUGUGCCGGCAGGAGAAUUUGUGAAACCGAGCAGAAAGACUAACGGAGCUGGUGUGCAGGCCGAGGACACGCGGAUAUGCGUCGUCAUGGUGGGACUACCCGCGAGGGGAAAGAGUUUGAUUGCACAAAAGGUGGUCCGUUACCUCCAUUGGCUUUCUAUCAAAGCCAAGACGUUCAAUGUUGGCCAAUACCGCCGUACCGCCACGCCGAACCCGUCCGCCGAGUUCUUCGACACUUCGAACCCAGAAGGAGAGCGCUUGCGCAAAGCCGCCGCCCAAGCUGCCGUCGACGACAUGUGCAAGUGGUUUGCUGAGGGGCGGGGUCUAAUCGCGAUCCUUGACGCGACAAACUCCACCAAGAGUCGCCGCCGUUGGAUCCAGGAGCGCUGCUCCCAGGAGAACAUCGAGACUCUGUUCGUCGAAUCAAAAUGCGAUGAUGAGGACUUGAUCAUGAGCAACAUAUUGGAAGUCAAGACUACGUCACCAGACUACGUCGGGCAAGAUCCUGAAGAAGCCGCGGCUGAUUUCCGCAACCGCAUUCGGAAUUAUGAGAAGGUGUACGAGACAAUUGACGAAGACGAGCGGGAUCUCACGUAUGUCAAGUUGAUCGACGUCGGCAAGCAGGUCAUUAUCAAUCAGAUCCAGGACUACCUCCAAAGUCGAGUAGUGUAUUACUUGAUGAACCUCCACAUCAAACCUCGCUCGAUUUGGCUUUCAAGGCACGGUGAAUCCAAAUACAACUUAACCGGCCAGAUUGGCGGAGACGCCGACCUUUCCGACCGCGGUGAUGCGUACGCGCACGCUCUGCCUGGCCUCGUUGCGAAGUCCGUCGGAGAUGGGCGCAGGUUAACAGUGUGGACGUCGACCUUGAAACGCACCAUCCAGACCGCGCGAUUCCUGACUUUCGAGAAGCUGGAAUGGAAGGCACUUGACGAACUCGAUUCCGGCGUGUGCGACGGCCUCACAUACGCUGAGAUAGAACAAAAAUACCCGGAAGAUUUUGCGCAGCGCGACGAGGACAAGUACAACUAUCGAUAUCUAGGCGGCGAAUCAUAUCGCGAUGUCGUCAUACGCCUGGAGCCCAUCAUCAUGGAACUGGAGCGCAGCGAGAACAUCUUGAUCGUCACGCACCAAGCCAUCCUCCGAUGCAUCUACGCCUAUUUCAUGAACGUGCCGCAAGAGCAGAGCCCCUGGAUGGAGGUCCCGCUGCACACGCUGAUUAAGCUCACGCCGAAGGCGUACUCGACGCAGGAAGAAAGACUCAAGGCGGACAUCCCGGCAGUCAGCACAUGGAGAGGUAAGGGUACAAAGGCCGAGCAUCAGGAGGUCGAUGGCAGCGCGCCGAGCCCUAUUAUUGCGCCGGGCAAGGCGGGCUAA
Messenger RNA from Paraphaeosphaeria sporulosa, 1798 nucleotides. Its product is annotated as fructose-2,6-bisphosphatase-like protein. Lineage: Eukaryota; Fungi; Ascomycota; Dothideomycetes; Pleosporales; Didymosphaeriaceae. The transcript has 3 exons. Gene Ontology annotation, cellular component: cytosol. Gene Ontology annotation, biological process: fructose 2,6-bisphosphate metabolic process; fructose metabolic process. Gene Ontology annotation, molecular function: fructose-2,6-bisphosphate 2-phosphatase activity; ATP binding; 6-phosphofructo-2-kinase activity. The record is from RefSeq and is a predicted model, not a curated record. The coding region runs from base 383 to 1798 and encodes 471 amino acids.